GGGCACGGCGCGCCACCUACCGUUUUCCCUUCCCUCCCCCCGAAAUCUGAAUCCAAAUCUCGGCCGACCCCGCCGCCCCAUGCCUCCCUCGCCGCCGCAGCCGCCGCCGCCGGCCACGGAGGAGGUCGAGUUCGAGGUGGAGGACGCCUCCGACGACGAGGCGGCGGGGGGAGAGGCGCCGCCGCUUGCCCCGGCCCCGGCCCCUGCCCCGCCGGCCGGCGGGGGCGCCGAGGCGAGCCGUGCCGCGUCGGGGUCCGGGGAGGCGGCGGGCGGAGAAGGGGCCGACGAGGAGGACGAGGACGAGGAUGAGGACGACGAAGAAGACGACUCCGACGACGAAGAAGACGAGGAUUCGGAGGAUGAAGGGGACGAGGACGAGGACGAGGACGAAGACUCCGACGAGGAGGGCUACGACGACGACGACGAAGACGAAGACGAGGACUCCGAUGAGGACGAUGACGACGAGGAGGACGAGGACGACGAAGACGACGACGAGGACGACGACGAGUAGAAUGGGAUGGAAGUGGAGCCUGCGGCGUUCGCAUCUGGGUGAGGAUGAAAUGAAGAUGCAAAGGAGAAGAAGGGUCGGUUUGCACUGAUGCUCAAGUGUAUGUAUGUAUGUAAGGGAUGGCAAUCGGUAAUCGAAUGUCGCGGAUGCAGAAUAUUGGCUACGGCGUGACUAGAUAUUGGCCUCAGGGUGACCUCUGAAGCUUCUGUUGCUGAUCCUCUGUUUCUACUAUGUACUCUGGACAAAAAUUGUAUUGUUCUGCUCAUCUGAGCCCUGUAUCUGCUAUUUGAGGAGGAAACUUUGCGUGCCACGAUUCUA
Messenger RNA from Triticum aestivum (bread wheat), 826 nucleotides. Its product is annotated as nucleolin. Lineage: Eukaryota; Viridiplantae; Streptophyta; Magnoliopsida; Poales; Poaceae. The transcript has 2 exons. The coding region runs from base 80 to 511 and encodes 143 amino acids. The record is from RefSeq and is a predicted model, not a curated record.